CACCACCACCACCGUCUUCGAUUCCUCGUUUUUCAACUGAGAUCUCUCACGAGUUUCUACCUUUCAUCCCAUCCGCCACGCACCCAUUUGCUCUCUCGCUGUAAUUCGCCCGAUUUCACGCCGCCGUCGUACGAUGGGGCAGGUCCCGUCUUCCGCCUCCGCCUCCGCCUCCCCCGAGCCCAGCCACCGCGGGAUCUCGUCCAGCCAGCGCCUCGACUCCCUCCCCUCGCUGGAGCUCAUUUCCUCCUCCGACGAGGACGAGGUCUGCCGCGGCGACAGCGGCGGCGGCGGGUAUGACUACACCGGCGACCUGCCCGACGAGUGCCUGGCCCACGUCUUCCACUUCCUCGGCGCCGGCGACAGGAAGCGCUGCUCCUCCGUGUGCCGGCGGUGGCUCCGCGUCGACGGGGAGAGCCGGCACCGCCUCUCGCUCAACGCGCACGCCGAGCUGCUCUCCUCCCUCCCGUCCAUUUUCACUCGCUUCGACGCCGUCACCAAGCUCGCCCUCCGCUGCGACCGGAAGUCGGUCAGCCUGGGCGACGACGCGCUCAUCCUCAUCUCCCUCAAGUGCCGGAGCCUCACGCGGCUCAAGCUCCGCGGCUGCCGCGAGCUCACCGAUCUCGGAGUCGCGACCUUCGCCCAGAACUGUACGCAGCUGAGGAAGCUGUCCUGCGGCUCGUGCUCCUUCGGCGCGAGAGCCAUCAAUGCGGUGCUUGAUCAUUGCGUGAAUCUGGAGGAGCUGUCCAUUAAGCGGCUCCGGGGAAUCCACGAUGGAGCCGAGCCGAUCGGGCCGGGAGCGGCCGCGAAGUCGUUGAGAUCCAUUUGCUUGAGGGAGCUCAUUAAUGGUCAGUCUUUCGGUCCUCUUCUAGUUGAAGCGAGAAAGCUCUCCACUUUGAAGUUGAUACGCUGUUUGGGUGACUGGGAUAAGGUUCUCCAAACAAUUGGGAGGUCGAAUCCAGGUUUAUUAGAAGUUCAUUUGGAGAGAAUUCAGGUGAGCGAUGGUGGUCUUUCUGGGAUUGCGAAUUGCAAGGGUAUCGAGACUCUGCAUGUUGUGAAGGUCCCCGAGUGUUCGAAUUUGGGGCUUUCAAGCAUCGCUGAGAAUUGCAGGCAAUUGAGGAAGCUUCACAUUGACGGGUGGAGAAUAAACAGGAUAGGCGAUGAGGGUCUGGUCGAGGUCGCCAAGCACUGCCUUCAGUUGCAGGAGCUAGUUCUGAUCGGCGUUAGCGUGACGCAUUCGAGCUUGGGUUUGAUCGGUUCCAAUUGCAGGAAAUUGGAAAGGCUAGCCUUCUGCGGGAGCGACACGGUCAGCGAUGUGGAGAUCGCGUGCAUCGCCACAAAGUGCGAGGCCCUGAAGAAGCUUUGCAUCAAGAAUUGCCCCGUUUCUGAUGUCGGGAUUGAAUCCCUUGCGCGGGGGUGUCCCAAUCUGGUGAAGAUUAAGGUGAGGAAGUGCAGAGGAGUGAGCGGCCAAGUCGUGGAGCUGUUGAAGGAGCAGAGAGGGUCGUUGGUCUUCAAUUUGGAUGCCGGCGAAAUCGAAGCCUUGGAUGAUUUCGGAGUUGAAGAAAGCGCGGCGGAGUUCCCUCCGGCAAAUGCUUCCGAUGUGCCGUCAAGUAGCAAUGAGAGGUCCAUGUUGUUUAGGGCCAAACUAGGUUUUUUCGCGGGUAGGAAUUUAGUGGCUUGCACCUUCAGGAGGUGGUCAAAUGGUGAAAAUAGCACCAAUGGAAACUUGUGAUUGCUAGUGUUGUAAGUGCUGAAAAUUGUUUUGGUUGACAUUUCUUUGUUGUUCUAGACAUUCCUUAGGCGGUUGUUGUUCUCAAUGAUGCCUCUAUCAUCCACCUUUCGCGUCGUGCAACUUUCUUGGAAAUGAAACUGGAGUUCUUUUA
Molecule: messenger RNA, 1880 nt
Organism: Rhodamnia argentea
Lineage: Eukaryota; Viridiplantae; Streptophyta; Magnoliopsida; Myrtales; Myrtaceae
Product: F-box protein SKIP2
Exons: 1
Coding region: 134-1729 (531 amino acids)
Biological process (GO): SCF-dependent proteasomal ubiquitin-dependent protein catabolic process
Cellular component (GO): SCF ubiquitin ligase complex
Molecular function (GO): protein binding
Source: RefSeq, a predicted model, not a curated record